Messenger RNA from Actinia tenebrosa (Australian red waratah sea anemone), 3477 nucleotides. RefSeq names its product hemicentin-2. The record is from RefSeq and is a predicted model, not a curated record. NCBI's taxonomy places the organism in Eukaryota, Metazoa, Cnidaria, Anthozoa, Actiniaria, Actiniidae.
CCGAUAAAACACAUCACGUUUCGUGAAACGAAAGAAACUGUCCUCCCAACAAUCAUUGUGUUGGUUUGUCAAGGCUGUGUAAAUGGAAAUGCCAUGGAGAACCAAACCAUCACAUUGUUGUGUAAUGUUACUGGUAAACCCAUACCAAACAUCAGAUGGAUGAAGAAUGGAGUACAUUACAAUGGAAGUAGUUCAGUAUCAAGUCCAAUGAACAAGCUUGUCUUCCAACAUGUAGCAAUAAAUGACAAAGGAAACUAUACCUGUAUUGCUGACAACGGAAUUGGUAAUCCAGACAGAAAGUCAUUGACUUUACUUGUUAAAUAUAAACCUACGAAUACUUUGCUCUCUCCAACCAAGUUGGAUGUAUGUGAGAAUACAAACAUUACACUCAGUUGCACGGCUGAUGCAUAUCCAUCAGUCCAGAACUACUCGCUGUACAAUGGAAAUACUUACAUUGGAUCAAACAGUAAUGGACAGUUUACUACAACAGCAGGAUCACUUGCAUGGAAUAAGUUUUGUUGUAUUGCUUCGAAUGUAAUAGGAAGUGGUCAAUGUGCCUUUUCUGAUGCAUACGUACUGGGAGACAUAACCACACUGUGUAAAAUCAAUGACGAGAAUACAUCAGUAGCAGCCGUAAAGGAAGGAGAUAAAGUAGUUCUGCAGUGUGACGUAUCUGGGAAUGAAUCAUACUACAUCUAUCAGUGGAUCAAAGUAAAGGACAGUCUGUCUGUCAGGAAUGAUACACGACAAUUAACAUUUGGUUCAAUAAACCGCAUGGAUGAGGGUUAUUACCAGGUGACCUUGCGAGAUAAACUAAACUGCUCAUCACAAACAAAGUCUUUUAACAUCACUGUCAACUAUAAACCUGAGAAUACAGGUAUAAAAAUUACACCUGACAAGAAGGACUUCGGUAAAGGAGAGUCGAUAAACAUCAGCUGCACCUCAGACGCUAAACCUGCCCCAGUCUACUCCUUGUAUCGUAAUAACGUGUUUAACGGUAGUAAUGGAAACGGAUUGUUUUUUGUUAACCUUGCUGAGAAUGGAAACUACACUUUCACUUGUGUAUCAAACAAUGCAGUUGGUGUUGGACCAAAUAAGAACAAAAGUGUUUCAGUAAGAGAUAAACCUGAGAACACAGUUAUCAAGAUUACACCUGACAAGAAGGACUUCUGUAAAGGAGAGUCGGUAAACAUCAGCUGCACAUCAGACGCUAAACCUGCCCCAGUCUACUCCUUGUAUCGUAAUAACGUGUUUAAUGGUAGUAAUGGAGACGGUGUCUUUGUUGUUAAACUUGCUGAGAAUGGAAACUACACUUUCACUUGUGUAUCAAGCAAUACAGUUGGUGUUGGACCAAAUAAGAGCAAAAGUGUUACAGUAAGAGGUCCUUUGAUCGUAACGUGCAAGGUUGGCAACGAGAUUAUUACACAUAAAACAGUCGUUGAGGGAUCUGAAAUAGUUCUGCGCCUCAUGAGUUCUGACGUGGAGCGCUUGGGUUUUACUUGGAAGAAAAAUACAGUCGAUGUUGUAGGAGAAGUAGGGCACAGUUUGACGAUUCAACCGAUUACGCGUUACCAAGGAGGAAUGUACCAAGURGUUGCACGUGAUAGGUUCAACUGCUCUGYUGAUAUGRSGUGYRAUUUUACCUURAAUGUSCAGUUGAGGACCACAGCACCAGAAAUAACGAAUCCUUACAAACAAGAAUUAGCAGUUGUCGAAGACCAGGACGUUAGCUUUGUUUGCAAUGCCAGUGGAUACCCAGUACCUAAUAUCACCUGGACGAAGGAUGGCAUUGUCAUUGGUGUUGGACGAAUAUUCAAUAUAACACGAGUAAAAAGGAACGAUUCAUCGUGUUACACGUGUACAGCAGAUAAUGGUAUUGGACACGCUAAGAAUACCAGCAUAUGUUUAGAUGUGCAAUAUCCACCUUCCAGCAUUACUAUUCUACCAUCGAGAAGGCAAAUGAUUCUAAAAGAGGGUGCUAGCCUUUCCCUAUAUUGCCAAAGUGACAGCAAUCCAUCCGCGACUUACAUGUGGAAGCAUAAUGAGGAGACUUUAACUGAUGGGCAAAAUGGCAUACUAAUAUUUAACAACAUCAAGCGAAAACAGAACGGAACAUACCUGUGUAAAGCAAACAAUUAUCUUGGCUUUCUCCUUUCAGUCCCGAUCGAAAUCGUCGUACAAUACUUAGAUCCUCUGGAAGUGAUUGGAUCAAGUAACAAGAGCUACAGUCAGUCCAAUCCACUGGUAUUGUUCAACCUUAGUAUCAACGCAUAUCCCAGUAACACAUCCCUGUCUUGCAAUCCUUCUGCACCGAAUAUAUUGACUACCAUCACCAGCCAUGAUGCAGAAUUAACUAGAAAACAGUAUUUAGUAUUCGUUGUCAUCCAGAAUGAAGUGGAUUUUGCUAGAAUUGUGUGUAAAGCUGAAAAUGGUCUCGGUGUACGAGAUAGGACAUUGCAUUUUUACAGAAGACCAAUACUUUUCAAGGAAACGUUUACCGGCCAGUUUAGAAUAACAAACCAAGAAUGGCAGGAUGGCCUUCGGGAUGUAAAGUCAGCAGGCUACGAUGAUCUUAAACAGAAGUGCAUCAAAACAUUAGAAGCUGCAUACUCAGGUGUACCAUAUUUGGCUGCCGUAAACAUUAAGGAUUUCAUCAAGGGAAGCAUCAUAGUGCGGUUUGAGCUAGAAGUCAUUGGUAAAGUACCUGAUCCACUGCUGCCUUUGAGAAAUUAUACCAAAAGACAAGGAGAAGUAAUCAAUGGUCUACAGAUAGACAGCAUUCAGAAAUCAAGUGACUUCAAAGAAAAUACGCCGAUUCCAUGUAAAGAGGAGAACAAGACACUAGUGGCAGUUCUUGGAGUACUGCUUGGUCUGUCGAUUGUCCUGAUCAUCAUACUUAUAGUGGGGUUCCUGUGGUUACGUAGAAAAGGUAUGAUACGUUAUUUUGGGCGUAAACGCAUGGAACAUGAAUAUAACGAAACACCAAACGUGCCAGAAUAUGAACCAAUAGGAAGGCGAGGAUUAUCAACAAGUAAUGUUGGUAUCCCAGAAUAUGAACCAAUAGGAAAGCGAGGAUUAACGACGAGUAAUGUUGGUAUCCCAGAAUAUGAACCAAUAGGAAAUCGAGGAUUAUCGACGAGUAAUGUUGGUAUCCCAGAAUAUGAGGCGGUGACAACAAGAACACGACCACGUCAACCACAUUCUGGUGUACAGACGAAUAACUCCAUGCCUCAGUAUGAAAGUACAGAUCAGCAUGGACAAACAGAGGCUGUUUCAAAACCACCCCCAGUCACCUAUCAAACCAUCCAACCUCGUACUGGUAACUACGAUUCAUUGAGUUCUUUCACACGGCUGCACCCUCAGGGUACAGUACUGCCAUCUAAAGAAAGCCCAACACGUACAGGAGAAUACCAGGCUCUUCAACACAAGGGUGUGUCUCCACAGUACCAGUCUCUGGAAGACUUGAGCAAAUGCUAA